CAACGUAUCGUUUCGAUGCUUUGGGUUUCUCUGCUCGUUAUCCAUCUGCCCGUUUUUUGGAAAAGGGGGAAAAAUCGAUUUUUCUCUCUCAAAUGGGCCUUCACAUCCUCAAGGCGACACCUUUUUCUUGUUCGACCUCCAAAGCACUGCUCCUCACCACCACCACCACCACCACUGCAAAACCAGCAACUUUCUCUAGUUGUCUCAGUUCUUAUUCGAAAACUGUUUCUAAUUCUUUUCUUCGUUACAAUACCCGCUUGAGAUUUCCUUUUUCUUUGUCAAGGGCCAUUACUUUCUCCCUUUCUUCAUCUGGGUCUGGUAGGUUCCUUUACCAGAGCAAGCGUAGGUUUCGUAGGAGUGUUUUCGUGGCCAUGGCUGCUUCUGGGUCGGUCCAGAAAUCCGAGGAAGAGUGGCGUGCUAUUCUCUCCCCUGAGCAAUUUCGAAUUUUGAGACAAAAGGGCACCGAGUAUCCAGGCUCCGGAGAAUAUGACAAGUUCUUCGGUGAGGGUGUGUAUAACUGUGCAGGAUGUGGGACUCCUCUUUACAGGUCUACUACAAAAUUUAAUUCUGGUUGUGGUUGGCCAGCUUUCUAUGAGGGUCUCCCUGGUGCCAUUAAUCGCAAUCCGGACCCAGAUGGGAUGAGGACUGAAAUUACUUGUGCAGCUUGUGGUGGCCAUUUAGGCCAUGUAUUUAAAGGUGAAGGGUUUCCAACACCCACGAAUGAACGUCAUUGUGUCAAUAGCAUAUCACUCAAGUUUGUUCCUGCAAAUUCUUAGGAGUAAAUCCUAUUAUAGUAGUUAUCUUAGUACUAUUCAUUCUGUAUAAAAUAUGGCCUUAUUGCGUAGACCAUAAUAAGAAGUGAUGUAAUUCUACCUAUGGUUCCAUUGUAUUUGAACUUCAUGCUUUCUUGCAAUAUAUUUCAAGUAAUUGUGAGUUUCUUUGUUGAGUUGCAUAUGGUUACCACGAUGGUAAUUUCCCUGGCAAAAGAUGAACUGAAGAUGGCUUUGGUUUACAUUUAACCAGAGGAGUAUAAUAUGUUGAUAAAUUUUUAUUUUUAAAACAAUAAAAUAAAAUCAUAUCUGUUAGUCAAAAAAAAUCUAACCGUAACUUUUUAGUUUCUUCACAAAAUUUAAUCCAUAUCUUGCGUUGGGUUGACGCAUGCGUUACAUUACCAUACUAGCAGAAACUGCCACGUGUACUUAAGUUUUCCUGUUGGACUAUGUCGGUUACGAGUUUUACUGGUUUUAAAAUCAACCACUUCAUUUUUUUUUUCUUAAACCGACCUCAGUCCUAAGAAAACCGCUUCUUGCCAGGCAUUGCAAUUCUUCUUGAUGUUAAUCUUUCUGACGUGUCCAGUUCUUGCUUUCAUACAGUGUUAACCCUAUUAUCGGUCAGUUAGUAAUCGGCGAGCCUCAGUAGCUGCUACGGCACCCUUUCUCAUUUUUUUUCCGGUAUGCCGC
This is a messenger RNA of Durio zibethinus, 1460 nucleotides long. RefSeq names its product peptide methionine sulfoxide reductase B5-like. Gene Ontology annotation, molecular function: peptide-methionine (R)-S-oxide reductase activity. Gene Ontology annotation, biological process: response to oxidative stress; protein repair. The record is from RefSeq and is a predicted model, not a curated record. Lineage: Eukaryota; Viridiplantae; Streptophyta; Magnoliopsida; Malvales; Malvaceae.